This is a messenger RNA of Musca domestica (house fly), 11402 nucleotides long. RefSeq names its product protein eyes shut (gene eys). The record is from RefSeq and is a predicted model, not a curated record. Gene Ontology annotation, molecular function: calcium ion binding. Gene Ontology annotation, cellular component: protein-containing complex; plasma membrane. The transcript has 16 exons. Gene Ontology annotation, biological process: establishment or maintenance of epithelial cell apical/basal polarity; heterophilic cell-cell adhesion. NCBI's taxonomy places the organism in Eukaryota, Metazoa, Arthropoda, Insecta, Diptera, Muscidae. The coding region runs from base 1453 to 8724 and encodes 2423 amino acids.
GCCCAAAGAAGAAAUACCGUUAGCAGGGGUUGACUAACACAAUGUUGCACCCUUGACGCAAUAGUUAAUGGCGAGCAUUGGUUGCAAACGGUCGUGUUUCGAUAGUCAAAGCGGCAAACCGAAAACCCAAACUGAAGUGAAUGGAUAUUGUCAACAACACCUUUUUGGGGGAACAAAAAUUGAAUGAAAAGAAAAAAUUAAGAAAAACCAAAGAAGGCCCUAAAUAAAGUGAAUUAAAAAAAAAAAACGAAAAAUAAAAAUUAUUAACAGUGAAAUAACAAAAGUAAAGUUUAAAAAAAUUAAAGCUAAUUUUCUUGUGGGUGAUUGUUGGCUUAAAAUCUAGAAAAAGGAAUCUCCAAAAAGUGCUGAACGAAUGAAAAAAGCCUAUUGUUAAUAUAUCAAUAUUGAAACUUUAUUGUAUAUACCUACCAAAACACUGACACAUACAAACCAACCUAUACUCAAAAAAAAGGAUAACCAAAGGAUAAUGACCUAAAAUAAUGUUUGCUGAUAAAUCGGGACCGAUUUGGAUGAUACUCUUGUAUACAUAGUGCAACCAAUUAAAGAUUUAACAAAAAACUAUUUUCAAGGCGAGUAAAAGAACGAAAUAUUUAAGAGACAAAAAAGAAGUUUAUAUUGAAGAGUCAAACGGGAGGAGAGAGAGAGAGAGUAACUGUAACUGAUGCAAUUCCAAAGACAACAAAAUCAGCUGUAACCCAAACAUAAACAAUUAAUAUCCCUUAAAGGGGGAAGGAAACAAAAGCCCGUCGAUAUACUGUGUAACCGAAAAGACGUGGCUAAAAGGUGCCAUAUUAACGAGUAGCAUACAGCCCUUCCGCCAGUAGCAGUAAAAGAGAUAGCCGUAAAGCUCUUAAGAGGAUUUGAUGGAUCAAAAGAGCAACUCAACUGUUUGUGGAUUAAUUCAACAUUCAAUUGCAACAUUUUGUGGACCAUCUCCCCUUGCCCCCUGUUACCCUGGUAACUCUACUGGCCAUUAAAGGCAUGUUGCAAAGAGUUUAUUUAUCUUCGAAUCGUUGAAAUUGCUUGCCUUCCGUUUAAGGUCCUUGAGGGCAUUUUGUGAGUGUAUUCGUGUGUGUGUGUUUGUGAAUAAAAGAGAGCCAUACAAAAGGAAAAAAUUCGCCAACAAUUGGAAAAAUAUAGAGAAAAACAAACAUUUUCCUUUUGUUCAAGAGAUUUUAUUUUAUUUUUCUUUCUUUUGUUUGAUUUCGUUUCUGGCUGGAUGUCUGUCUGUCUGUCUCACUGACUGACUGACUGUUGUUGUCCUUACCGGGAAAAUUUAUAAUCAAUCAAUGAAACAACAGCAACAAUAGCAACGAAAAGCAUAUGUGUGUGUUUUCAAAAUUUGAUUGAAUUUUUAAAGCAGAUAACAAAAAAAACAAAAAACGGGAAAGUGGAGAACAAAGGCAACAACAAUAGCGAGAACAUAAAAACAUGAAAACUAACAGCGAAAAUAAACGAAAUUUUACUUCAAUCAAAGUAACAAUAACAAAGCCAGAGCUAACAAAGUUCCAAAAUCCCCACGAUUUCCAAGGAAACAACCAAACAUGCAAUGAUUUACCAGAGUUAAGGCAACAGCAGGGAUUGAUCGGAGAGACAUCGACUCCUUUUAAAUUCAAUAAAAAUAUGGUUAAAAUAAAACAUAAAAAAAUCUUCUUCUUCUCCAAUAAACAACAAAUGGAAAAUUGGGAAACGAAGGAGGCACUGAAUAAAACCCACGACGAAGGCCGCGACGACGAAACGAUAUCUGCAACAGCCACAGCAGUUUCCAGGACACAACCAACAACAUCCACCGUUAACGUUAUCACAACGCCAGCAACAACAGUGACAAUGUCAUCAUCAACAUCGCCAUUGUCGGAAAUUUUAACUGCAAUGCCAGCUGUCAGACCAACUAAGGCAAGCGAAGAGGAAUAUCAACCUCUGCCACACCUUAACUAUCAGCAACAACGUCAACACCACCUGCAUAAAAGCAACAACAACAAGGAGAUGAAAAACUGCAAUCAGGACAACGAGUUACAUUCUACUAAAAACAGCAACUCUCCCAUAACCAAUACAACAUCCUCCUCCUCUGCCAUCAACAAAUCCUCCAAAAGACAACAAGUGACAACUUCCGCUAUGAACAUUUUUAGAGAAAAUAGGAACAACAAAAACAGCCAUGUAAAUGAACUACAUUUGGGAGCCUUUUACAAUACUCUGGCCACUUUCAUCUUUAAGCAAACUAAAAUGCAAUGUGGCACCAAAAGCAGAGCAUCAUCAACAGCCCCAGCUACACCGGGAACCAGGAAAACCCGAACAUCAACCUCUACCACCAGCACCAGCACCACCACCAUACAAUUCGUUAGCCAGCUUUUAGUUUUGCUCACCAUGGCCUCACUGGUUGGUUAUGCCCAUGCCGGCUUUGCCUGCCUCAGUAAUCCCUGUGUAUUUGGCGUGUGCAUCGAUGGUCUAAAUAGCUCCUAUUCAUGUUACUGCAUUGACGGUUAUACAGGUAUUCAGUGCCAAACGAAUUGGGAUGAAUGUUGGUCAGGACCCUGUCAAAAUGGUGGUACGUGUGUCGAUGGCGUGGCCUAUUACAAUUGUACAUGUCCAGAUGGGUUUUCGGGUGCCAACUGUGAGGAGAAUGUCGACGAGUGCAUGUCAAAUCCAUGUCAGAAUGGUGGACAUUGUCGUGACCGUAAUAACGGCUAUACGUGUACAUGUCAACCCGGCUAUUUGGGAGAUCAUUGUGAAGUAGAUGUGGCUGUUUGUGAAACGGGCACUGGAGCUCGCUGCCAGAACGGUGGUGAAUGUCUCGAAGGACCUGGACUCGAAUUCUACUGUGAAUGUCCGGCCGGUUGGCAUGGACGCAUUUGUCAGGAUGAAAUCAACGAAUGCGACUCAUCGCCCUGCCAAAACGGUGGCAUGUGUGUGGACAAAUUGGCCAGUUAUGUGUGUGCCUGUCCCAUGGGCUAUACGGGGACAAAUUGCGAAGAAGAGAUCCUAAUUUGUGCCGAUAAUCCGUGCCAGAACAAUGCCCUAUGUCUGAUGGAAGAGGGGGUGCCGACGUGUUAUUGUGUGCCCGAUUAUCACGGGGAGAAAUGUGAAUAUCAAUAUGACGAGUGUCAAUUGGGUCCACGUUGUAUGAACGGUGGUGUGUGCAUUGAUGGUGUGGACACCUUUUCGUGUUCAUGUCCACCGCUGUUGACGGGAAUGUUGUGUGAGUGUCUGAUGAUUGGAGAAGAUUCGCUGGAUUGCAAUUAUACGGCACGCUCAACAACGGCACCGCCCACCAUGAAACCGAGGCCAACACCGGAAUUGACAACAGUGAAGAGUACUUUGGAGGAUACCACGAUGAGUGGUCACCACGGUGCUGGAGGAGGAGCAGCAGGUGGGGGUGUGGAAGAUGUUUCGGAAUCGAUUUCUAAGUCCCACGAAGAAGAAACGGAGGAAGAGGAGGACGAAGAUGAGGAGGGUCAUGAUAAGACCAAGGGGGCAGGAGAUGAUGAAGAUUCCCUGGAGAAACCCAGUACCCGACCAAUUGGAGGGUCAGGUUUCGGCACAGGUGCUGAUGAUGAUGUAACUCCCACCACAGCAGGUACCCAUGUGCUGCAUGGAUCCACCUCCGCCUCAGAUGAGGAAGACGAAGAUGGACAUCCAUCUUCGGUGGGAACUACAGAUAUUCCCACAUCGCAUGACAGAGACAGGUCAAGUUCUGAGUUGCCUGGACAUGGUGGCGUAACAGAAGACAUAGAGCACUCUGGGGAAGUGACAGCUACAACAGCCACUCGCUACGAUGAGACAAGUGGUGGCAGUGAUGAGGCAUCCUCAACGGCGAAACCCAUAACAACCGGCCGUGAUACAGAUGUAUACACUACCGUACCCCUCUCUGGAGAAUCAGGGGGCGGUAGUGAAGGAGCCACCAGUGACAGUGAUGAAGAUCAAACGGGUAUCUAUGUGCAUCCCACUCGGCCCAUAUACACCCAACAUCACUUCACCACUGUUGAGACCAGCAUAGGAAUUGAGUAUUCCACUUCCCAGUACAGCUAUGGCAUGCCCACGUAUUAUCCCACAUUGGAAAUUCCCCAUGUCACCUCGAAACCAGAAUCGGAUAGCCAUAUUCGACCAUACAGCGAGAGACCCGAGACAAAAUCCUCCGAAGAAGAUGAGGGAGGUCAUGAAUCAGAUGGCGGUGGCGAUCGUCUGCCCACAACACCACGAUUUGUGAUUCGACCUGAAAUUGCCACCACAGCGGCACCAUUCUUUACCGAGUAUCCGGAGGUGGUGGUGACCACCAAGUACAUGGAUCUUAGUCCCUCUGGAGGACAUGCUCCCACAACACAAUCACCCAUACGGGGACCAUCCUACACCGUGACAACUAUUAGCUCCUCAUUUGACUAUGAAACAAUUGAGGUGUCCACCAUGAGUCCUGGAAUUUCAGUUACAGUACACCUUCCGGAAAAUCGCACAUAUCAUCCGUAUACACCGCUGACAACUACACCCAGCACCUCUAUUUACCAUCCGGCCACAACUUAUGUUAGCAAAUCGGAUUAUGAGACAACGCCCCACUAUCAAGGGCCACCAACGUCACAUCCCUUGCCUCAUCAUCCCGAUGCACCCAUGACCACGGGACAUCCUCUCUACACCGAAGACCAUCAUUAUCAUGGUACCACAACAAUGACACCACCAUCGCUCGCGUCAUCAGGAACAACAUCUGCCACCCACACAUCACAACAGGUCCCAGAUGUGCCAAUGACAACACAAGCCUCUCCUACUACCAACAUCUUGGGUCAGGGAGGAGUGGCCACCACUCAAGGACCGCGAGUGGCAACCACCACAGAGUACAAACCGAUUAUAACAUAUGUGCCACCAACAACGUACAGCGUACCCACCUAUAGGCCAGCCACAUCUGCGCCGCCCACAUCGCCGCCAACAACAAUGCCACCAACAUUGACGACGGGGCCACCACCAUCAGCAUAUCCAACAACGUCGCCGUCAUCGCAUGGGCCCAGCGAAACAUCGCCAACUUCAGCAGCACCAGCAUAUGGCACACAAAUUCCAGUCGUCUCUUCGAAAUAUCCCGUUACUGAAGCCAGCAGCGAGGAAGAGGAAAGUGCCAAUACAGUUGGAACGGGAUUGGGUGUACCUGCUUCAGGUGGCAGUACAGACAUUGAACCCCAUACGGAUUGCAUUAAAAUGGGAUGCUACAAUGGUGGCACUUGUGUCACCACCUCGGAGGGAUCAAGGUGUGUCUGCCGUUUCGAUCGCCAGGGUGCCCUCUGUGAAACGCCCAUCAUCAUUAAGAAUGCCGCUUUCUCGGGCGAUUCAUAUGUCUCGCAUCGCAUCCACAAGGACAUUCAGCAUCACGACUCACUGGACACCGUGCUGCCGAUGCAUGUCCAGUUGAAGGUACGAACACGUGCCACAAAUGGCCUCAUCAUGCUGGCUGCCGCUCAAGGUACCAAGGGUGGCCAUUACAUGGCCCUGUUCCUGCAAAAGGGUCUGUUGCAAUUCCAAUUUUCGUGUGGCCUGCAAACGAUGCUGUUGAGUGAACUUGAGACACCGGUGAACACCGGUCACGAGAUAACCAUACGAGCUGAAUUGGAUUUCAGCCGCAACUAUACCCACUGCAAUGCCUCACUUUUGGUCAACGAUACGUUGGCCAUGUCGGGAGAUCAACCAACAUGGCUGAAAUUGUUACCACCCCGCAUGCACACCCCCGAAACUAUUCUAAAUACAUGGCUACAUUUGGGUGGUGCUCCCCAGGCUCCUAUUGGUUUGAUUAUCGAGCUGCCACCAUCUCAGAGUGGCACCGGCUUCACGGGAUGUUUGCAUUCACUGAAAAUCAACGAGGAUAGCCGUGAAAUAUUUGGAGAUGCCCUGGAUGGUUUUGGUAUUACCGAAUGUGGUUCGCUGGCCUGUUUGUCCAGCCCCUGUCGCAAUGGUGCCGCCUGUAUUAAAAUCGAAACCAAUGAAGUCGAUGACAAUGGUGAUAAGGUGGAGAAAUGGAAAUGUAAAUGUCCCUCUGGCUAUAUGGGUCCAACGUGUGAGAUAUCGGUGUGCGAAGAUAAUCCCUGUCAAUAUGGUGGAACUUGUGUACAAUUCCCUGGUAGCGGUUAUCUUUGUUUGUGUCCUUUGGGUAAACAUGGACACUAUUGUGAACACACCUACCUACCUCCUUUGUCAAUAUUCCUUGAUGCAAAUGCCAAUUUUUCAGACUUGGAAGUGGCCCUGCCCUCAUUCUCGGGCAGUGUCAAUGGCCUCUCUUCGUUUGUGGCCUACACCGUACCCAUACCGCUGGAAUAUUCCAUGGAAUUGAGUUUCAAGAUUUUACCCCAAACCAUGUCACAAAUUGCCCUGUUGGCCUUUUUGGGCCAGCCGGGAUAUCAUGAUGAGAAGAGCGAUCAUUUGGCCAUUAGUUUUAUACAGGGCUAUAUUAUGCUCACCUGGAACCUGGGUGCUGGACCGCGUAGAAUUUUCACCCAAAAACCAAUUGAUUUCCGUUUGGAUGCGCCACGAGUGCCGUAUGAAAUCAAAGUGGGACGCAUUGGGCGCCAGGCGUGGCUUUCGGUGGAUGGUAAAUUUAAUAUCACAGGUCGUUCACCGGGCAGCGUGAGUCGCAUGGAUGUCUUGCCCAUUUUGUAUUUGGGUGGCCAUGAGAUUGCCAAUUUCAAUACCCUGCCGCAUGACUUGCCACUGCAUUCCGGUUUCCAAGGCUGUAUCUACGAUGUACAUCUUAAGGCGGGUCAAGUUACAGUGCCGCUGCAGGAGACACGCGGCGUAAGAGGUCGUGGUGUGGGCCAGUGUGGCACACGAGAAUGUCAUCGACAUGCAUGUCAGCAUGAUGGUGCCUGUCUUCAGCAUGGAGCAACAUUCACCUGCAUAUGCCAGGAAGGUUGGUACGGUCCAUUGUGUGCCCAGCCCACAAAUCCUUGUGACUCGUUUAACAAUAAAUGUUCGGAGGAAUCGACAUGUGUGCCUUUGGUCAACGGAUAUGAAUGUGACUGUCCGGUGGGUCAAACGGGCAAAAAUUGUGAAGAAGAAAUACAUUCCCUCAGCGAUGUCAGCUUGACGGGCAGACGUUCAUACUUGGCCGUUCGAUGGCCAUAUCUAUACGACAACAGCGAUAAGAUGGGUGCCAAGCGGUCACAGAUAAUAAGCUAUCGUAACUUCACAAAGAAACUGAUGCCACCAAAACCGAUUGCUUCGUCGAAUCAACAUUUUGUCAUGAAACUACUAAACGAGGUGGAGAAGCAGAGAAAUUUCUCUCCAGUACCUUUGAUGGGUUCCAAAUCCUUUGAAGAACAUCAUCGGGUGCAAUUCUUCUUCAUUGAAUUCCAAUUACGACCACUUUCCGAACGAGGUCUUCUGUUGUAUUUUGGUAGUUUGAAUAAAAAUAUGGAUAAGAAGAUCGGCUUCGUAUCGCUAUCGCUACAAGGUGGUGUGGUGGAAUUCCGCAUAUCUGGACCCAGUAAUCAUGUUACGGUGGUGCGUAGUGUCCGCAUGCUGGCCAUUGGUGAAUGGCAUAAAAUCAAAAUGGCUCAACGUGGUCGAUGGCUAACACUGUGGGUAGAGGGUAGUGCCUCAUCGGCCUUGGCCCCCAGCGCCGAAGUGUUGGUUGAACCUGAUGCUCUACUCUAUGUUGGAGGUCUAAAGGAUUUGUCGAAAUUGCCGCAUAAUGCCAUUUCCGGUUUCCCUGUACCAUUCCGUGGUUGUGUGCGUGGAUUGGUGGUCAGCGGUACACGAAUUGUCCUAAAUGAAACCAAUAUCAUUGAAUCCCGUAAUAUCCGCGAUUGUGAUGGCACUGCCUGUGGCGGUGAUUCCUGUGAAGCCGGUGGCCAUUGUUGGCUGGAUGAAAAGUUACAACCUCACUGCAUUUGCCCGGAAUAUGCAAAGGGUGAUCGUUGUGAAUACUCGGAAACAUGCAAACUCAUACCCUGCAAAAAUAAUGGUCGCUGCCUGAGAAGCGGCAGAUGUUCGUGUCCCAAUGGCUGGGGUGGAUUCUAUUGUGAAAUUGCCCUCAGCAAACCGACAACACCCAGCUUCCGUGGCAACAGUUAUUUGAUCUUACCACCACCUCGUAUUCCCAUGAAAGAUAAACGCAAGGGACCAUCGAUGUUUGUGCGGCCACGUGAAGCUAUACAAAUAUCAUUGAACUUCUCGACCAUAGAACCCGACGGUCUAUUGCUGUGGAGUGAACAUGACCGACAGAAAUUCUUAGGUUUGGGCUUGGAAAAUGGUCAUUUGAAGAUUGCCAGCAAUUUGCUGGGAUCGGACAACGAUACUGUCUCGACACCAUCAAGUGGCUUCAUCACCGAUGGCAGCUGGCACAUGGCGAGAAUUGUUGUCGAUCGUUCACAUCUGGAGCUGCAGCUGGAUGGUGAGGUGAUAUUUACAGAGAAAUUGGCGUCACAGGAAUUAAUGCAACAGCAACAACAACCAUCAAGCACAACAUCACCGCAUAGAACGAGAUCGAGAAAUUCACUGCUGGCCCGAAGGGGCAAAGAACCAACGAUAACCUAUGAGGAUUUGUUCUAUUUGGGUGGUUUCCCCAACUUGGAGUCGGUGAGUAAACGUACCCAAGGACGUUAUGAUCAACCAUUCAAAGGUUGCCUCCAGGACAUACAAUUCGGAGCUGAGCCAAAUGCAUUGAUCAAGGAUUUCUCAACAUAUCAAGGUGAAAAUAUUGGCUCAUGUGAUCUUCAUGGCGACGAACCCAUAGUUGUGUAGAAACUUGAUAUAAUAAAAAUAACCAAACAUAUAUAUUAUAUAUAGAACAUGAAAACGAAGUAUAUGAAGAAUUUUAAGAAAAAAAAAAAUUACCACAAAAAACAUGAAAUGAAAAAAAAAAACAGAACAGAGAAAAAUACUUAGAUGGUUUUCAUAACUUGCUAAAUGAACUACAAACAAAAAAUAAAGAAAAGUGAACUACAGAAAUAAAUAAAUAAAAACUAAGACGACAUAUAAAUAUACAUAUAUACUUAUAAUGAAUUCAACAAAAAUAUAGAAACAAACAAAAAAGGGGAAAAGAAAAACUAAUUUUGUAAAUUUUAUAAAGAAAUAAAGAAAACAUGCAAAACAAAAACAAAUGAUACUAAGCCAGGACGAAUGGUCAGGCUAAAUUUAACCGGAAGAGGAAAAAAACAAAAAUAUUAAUUUUUGGGAAAUUUCUUUUGGGUUAAAUUGAGUUUGAAACCCAAUAGAAAAUGGAUAACAUUUUGGAACAAUUGAAAUAAAAAAAUAAUAUUCAAUAAAAUUCAAGUGCUGAAAUAUUAAAAAAAUUGAAAAAAAAAAAUAUUGAAAAUAGACAACAUGUUUAAGAGAAAAAUUUUACAAUUUAGAGAAAAAGAUUUUUUCAUAAAAAAAAACCAAAAUACAUUUUUAGCAAAAUAAUGCAAGAAAAAAAAAGAAUAAAUAAAACAAAACAACUAAGUGAUAGAAAAACUGAAAAAAAUGAUAUAAAAAAAACAAUUUAUUACUAAAACAAAAAAAUAUGUUUUGAAAAUUAAAUUAUAUUACAUCUCAAAUUUAUUUGUGUUCACCGGAAUAUUUUUAUUUUUUUAAUAGUAAUUUCUUUUGUUAUUUGUUAAAAGUACAUUUUGUUAAUUAUAUGUUUUUGUUAUUGUAUUAAUUCAGUUAGUUAUUACCCCUUUGGGGAUUCUACUUUAAAAAAUGAAAUAAACGAAUGAUCUCCCCCAUAUUCCAAUGGCUCUCUCACUGUCUCCUUCUCUCUUUCUCUCUCUAUCUCUUUAACCGCCAUAUGUUUUUUGUCAACUGCCUUUCCAGUCUGCCAUUAAUUAUUAUUAAACGAAUGUGUUUUUUGUAUUAAUUUUAAGUAAACUUUAGAUAAAAAAUAUUAAAUUUAAAAACAAAAAAAUAUAUAUAUAUGAAUUACUUUUUAUUUUUAAUUCAGCUAAAUGGGAGAAAAGAAAUUAUUGAAAGAGAAAACACUUUUAAAGAUUUUGAUGAAGUAUUUCUGAAUGAUAUUUAAAUUAAUUCCAACAUAACACAGUUCACGAAUUUUUCUGUCUCUUACUGCGGACAUUUAAAAAAAAUAGGAAAAACAUGUAUUUCAAAAUUUAUUUUUAUACCUUCCACCAUGCUAUGAAGGGUAUAUUAACUUGCGUUUGUAACUCCUCGAAAUACUCAUGUCAGCGUAAAUUUCUAAGUCGAUUUAGCGAUUUCCGUCUGCCUGUCUAUCCGUCUGUCUGUUGUAAUCACGCUAUCUUUUGAACGAAUUGAGAUAGAAGGCUAAGGUUGGGCCAUGUAGGUCUACGUCUUCGUAUAGCCACCAUAUAACGGUACCUUCCGAUAUUCGGUAUUUUGAUGAUUUUAGCGUCAUUAUUCACCGGGUAGUUUCAAAUUACGUAUUUAGAGUUCGUAAUGGGAAAUACAGUCUGUGACAGAAAAUUGUCUAUGCAGGUCCAGGUCUUCGUAUAGACCCCACAUAACGGUGCCUCCCAAUAUUCGGUAUUUUGAUGAUUUUAGCGUCAUUAUUCACUGGAAUUGUUUCAAAUUUGGUAUCUGAAGUUCGAAAUGUCUACAGUCUAAGACAGAAAAUUGUCUAUGCAAGUCCAGGUCUUCGUAUAGGCCCCAUAUAUCAGUACCUCCCGAUAUUCGAUAUUUUGAGCAGUUUCAAUGGGAACUACAGUCUGUGACAGAAAAUUGUCUAUGCAAGUCCAGUCUUCGUAUAGGCCUAAUAUAUCAGUAACUCCCUAUAUUCGGUAUUUUGACGAUUUUAGGUACAAUACUCACCAAAAUUGUUUGAGAUGUCGUAUUUGAAGUUCGUAAAAGAUGCUACAGCCUGUGACACAAAAUUGUCUAUGCAGGUCCAGGUUUUCGUAUAGCUCCGAUAUAACGGUACCUACCUAUAUUCGGUAUUUUGAUGAUUUUAUCUGCAUUAUUCACCGUUUAUUUCAAGCUUCGAAUUUUAUUUUUUUUUUUUUUUUGAAAAAUUCCAAAUUCGUUCCAAAUAGUGGAGGGUAUUCAAAGUUUAGGCCGGUCGGACUUACUGCUUUUUAACUUGUUUUAAUAUAUAUAUUUUUUAAAGUCGAAAGAACAUUUCCUAUUUUUUGUUUUUAAUUCAAGUUUUUUGUUCUCCCAUUUAAGUUUAGCAUGCUCAUAUCUAUUUACGCAUACACACACAGUUGUAUGUGUAUAAAUAAUAUUUUUACUUAAAUUUAUUUCAUAAUUCUAAGCCAUUUAGUUGCCUUGUAGUUUGUAGUCGUUACAAGAAGAAAAUAUUGAAUAUAAAUAAUUAACAACAUAAAAAAGAACUAAUAAUAAUAAAAAUAAUUUCAAAGUUUAAAUAAUUAAAAAAUAACCCUACUUUGCAACUUAUUCUUUUGUGCAAAAAAAAUGGAAAGAACUUUUAGUAUCCAGAUAUUAAAAUAUUAUUAAAUAAAAAA